Molecule: messenger RNA, 1729 nt
Organism: Panicum virgatum (switchgrass)
Lineage: Eukaryota; Viridiplantae; Streptophyta; Magnoliopsida; Poales; Poaceae
Product: E3 ubiquitin-protein ligase RING1-like
Exons: 1
Coding region: 188-1273 (361 amino acids)
Biological process (GO): protein ubiquitination
Source: RefSeq, a predicted model, not a curated record
CAGUCUCUGCGCUCCAGCUCCACCCCAAAUUGCUGCCUCUGCACGUCCGCCAAACCUUUACCAAACCCAACAACGACCAAUCCACUUCACAUCUCCACCACCGCCCCCUCGCGCCCGCGGCCACCUCCCCGAUGCGCGCCGCCGAGCCCGCCGCGCUGCCCCAGCCGCAGUCCGAUCCGAGGUAGCCAUGAUCCCGCUGCGCCCGCACGCGGCGACGACGGUCACCGCCAACUGCACGGACACCCCGCUCGCCUGCCUCCGGGCCUGCCCCAGCGGCGUCGAGGACUGCUCCGAGUACGCGCUGCCCCCGCCGCCCCCGAUCCCGGUGAUCCCGCGCCAGCCGGACGCCGACCACCACGCGCCCGUGCGCCUCCUCCUCGUCGUCUCCCUGCUCUCCGCCUUCCUCUUCCUCUCGCUCGCGCUCUCCACGCUCCUCGUCUACCGCCGCCGCCGCCUCAUCCUGCGCCGACGGCGCCGCCUCGCCGCGGCCGCCGCCGCCGCCGAAGGUGCCGACGACGGCGGGUUCGGCGACGAGGAGGGCGGCGGGGGAGGGGGAGCGGUGGUGCACCCCGUGUGGUACAUCCGCACGGUGGGGCUCGACGAGGCCACCAUCGCGUCCAUAACAGCCGUGGAGUACCGCCGCGGGGUGGGCCGGGGCGGGGACUGCGCGGUGUGCCUCGGCGAGUUCAGCGACGGGGAGCUGGUCCGCCUCCUCCCCCGCUGCGCGCACCCGUUCCACGCGCCCUGCAUCGACACCUGGCUCCGCGCCCACGUCAACUGCCCGAUCUGCCGCUCCCCCGUCGUCGUUCCUUCCGAUUUACCCGCCACGGCCGCGGAGGCUGCGGCGGAUGGUGUCCAAGCGGAAGAGCACCAAGUGCAUGACGAAAUGUCGCUGUCACAAUCUGAACCGGAGACUGAGGGCUCGGAGGUCUCUGAGGCCUCUUCAGACACUCAAAGUGAGGACACAUCUGCUUCAGGGGAGGAGAAUGGAAGGGCGACCGCCAAACCAAUUCAGCGCUCUGCGUCCAUGGACUCGCCAUUGUUCCUUGUAGCUGUUCCUGAAGCUCAGGAUGAUGUCGUGCCGUCUAAUUGCAAGUUGCCAAUUGCCCGAGAGAUGAAGAUCUUCAGGGUGAAAGAGAAGGAGGCAGCAGGCACUUCUUCGUCUUCUUGUCAGUCAGGUCGGUUUAAGAUUGGCAGGUCCAUGUCAAGCAGUGGCCAGGGGUUCUUCUUCGCACGGAAUGGCCGCUCCAGUGGCACUGUGCUGCCACUGUGAGUCGGCAAGUUUUUUAUCGUCAAGGGGAUGCAGCCUCAGCAAAGCCGGGAGCUGGUAGUGUGUCAGUGUCUGUUGAUAGAAAGCUUAUACCAGAGAGCUGAAGUCGCUCUCGGAGAAAAUCUCCUUUGAGAUGUGAGCUGAAGAGAGCAAUUGUUGGUGAUAUGGAUUUUAGGAGUGAUGUGGUUGUGUUAGCUUCAAAGUCCCAAGUUUCCUGUAUGAUAACUUCAAGCUUGGGCCUUGGGUUAAGUGAAUUUGGGGAAGCUGAUGUUUGGCUUCUCCAUAAACUUUUAUUAUGUAGCAAUCACGUAAAAAGGAAUGAACUAUCACCUAUAUCAACUUCUAUUUGUCUCAAAAAGGAAAGGAGUAAAAAUACUAAUGUAAGAAUCUGUAGCCUGGGAGACCAGUACUUCCUGGUGGUGGUUUAUGAUAUUGUUAGAUCUCUUCUUUUUAUGGAUA